Ornithodoros turicata is the source of this 2244-nucleotide messenger RNA. RefSeq lists its product as uncharacterized. NCBI's taxonomy places the organism in Eukaryota, Metazoa, Arthropoda, Arachnida, Ixodida, Argasidae. The transcript has a single exon. The record is from RefSeq and is a predicted model, not a curated record. Gene Ontology annotation, molecular function: nucleic acid binding. The coding region runs from base 1 to 2244 and encodes 747 amino acids. Gene Ontology annotation, biological process: DNA integration.
AUGGACACGCUACUCUCUGGAUUAGAGGGCGUCGGAGCCUACUUAGACGACAUUCUAAUAACGGGGUCCACUCAGGAAGAGCACAAUGAACGUCUGCGUGCAGUACUCCAACGGUUGCAUAAAGCUGGACUGAAAGCACGUUUCGACAAAUGCCUUUUUGCGGUUCCUGAACUGGAAUACUUAGGAUAUCACAUCCAAUCUACAGGCAUCACUCCGACCAGGAGAAAGGUACAAGCCAUCAUCGACGCUCCUGCACCACGUAGCAGGAAGGAACUUCAGUCAUUUUUGGGCCUCUUAAGCUUCUACAACCGUUUCCUGAAGGAUAGAGCGACAGUGGCGGAGCCUCUGUACCGGCUGCUCGACAAAGAGACCUCCUGGAAGUGGGGACAUCAAGAACAAAGCACGUUCGAAGAACUAAAACAGCUUCUGGUGAAGGCACCUGUUUUAGCACAUUUUGAUGAAUCCCGGCCGAUCAUCCUUUCCUGUGAUGCCUCACCAUACGGAGUUGGGGCCGUUCUCUCUCAACAAACAGUCGACGGAGAUGAGCUUCCAAUAAUGUUUGCUUCGCGCACACUGGGUACUCACGAGAGGAACUACGCACACCUGGACAAGGAGGGUCUGUCCAUCGUUUUUGGAAUGAAACACUUCCAUCACUUUAUUGCAGGCAGACACAUUACGGUGUUCACGGACCACAAACCGUUAUUGGGAAUCUUGAGCCCUAACAAACAGAUUCCUCAGAUGUUGUCACCCCGAAUGAUUCGCUGGUGCCUUUUACUAAGCGCAUAUGACUAUACCUUGGUAUAUCGUCCUGGAAAUCGGCAUCAAAACGCAGACGCAUUGAGCCGUCUCCCACUGCCCAUAUCCGUCGAUGGUCAAGCAUCACUGGGUGAGGUACUAAUGCUAGAAGCACUCCACUGCGAUCCACUGGAUGCUAACCAAGUGGCACAGCUUACUCAACGUGACGUCAUCUUGUCACGGGUCUUGGAAGGUGUCCAACGGGGUGAUUUCUCAGAUUGGAAUACAGAAGACCUUCUUCCCUACAGACGUCGAAGGUCGGAACUUGCCGUCUGUAAAGGUUGCCUCACGUGGGGUUCCCGGGUCAUAAUACCUCAGAAAGCUCAGCCCUUGGCACUACAAAUGCUACAUGCAAACCACCCAGGAGUAGCAGCAAUGAAGAGCACCGCUCGAAGUCAUUUCUGGUGGCCAGGACUUGACCACGACAUCCAGUUAACAUUUGACAGAUGUCACACGUGCCAAACUUGGGCGCGUGCAAGUCCAUCCUUCGUGGAUGAAGACUUCAAACGCCCUGAUGCUCCUUGGCAUACGCUACAUAUCGACUUCGCGGGUCCAAUGGACGGUUGGUCAUACCUCAUCAUAGUCGAUGCAUUCUCGAAAUGGCUGGAGGUGAGACGGCUACGAACCACUACCUCUGGAAACAUCAUACAGGAGCUACGUAAUGUCUUUGCGACAUUUGGCAUACCACGUGUUCUCUUCUCGGACAAUGCUCCAAAUUUCGUUUCCGGAGAGAUGUCCGAAUUCUGUAAGCGCAACGGAAUCAAGCAACGUACAAGUGCCCCGUUCCAUCCAGCCACAAAUGGCCAGGCCGAAAGGAUGGUCGCUGAAACAAAAAAAGCACUUCGCAAGCUCACUGAGAACAACACUCAGUGUCGUCUGGCACGUUUUUUGUUUCGACAGCAUACCACAGUGUCAAAGACAACCGGGAAGACCCCCGGAGAACUGCUGUUUGGUCGCCCCCUGACAACAGCUUGGAAUUCAAUACAUCCUCAGGAGCAUUCAGACAACAUGCCCAACGAAUCAAGCCAAACGACUGAGAAAUACAAAGUAGGGCAGCCAGUUUAUAUUCGGAUGUUCCACAGCGGGCCGCGAUGGCUUCCGGCAACAAUACUAAAGCAGACGGGCCGAUCUUCAUUUGCUGUCACGUCUACCGACGGAAGACUCGAUCGCCGCCACGUUGACCACAUCAAGCGCCGAAUCCUUGACAAAAUGGAUAUAACUGGUGAUACUGCAGCCAUGGUAACUGCACCCAGCCUUUUGAAUUUCCCUCCAUCCACGGACACCGAGCAGACACAGCAGAGUACGUCGCAGGAACCAGCCUUCCCUUUACUGACUACAGACCAGGCAAGCGGGCAGGCUCAGGGCACUCAGCAGCCAAACAUGCGAACGGGACGUUUUGGGCGUGUCAUCAAGACACCGGCACAUUUGAAAGACUUUGUCGUAACUUAG